Bombus pyrosoma is the source of this 3217-nucleotide messenger RNA. RefSeq lists its product as uncharacterized. Gene Ontology annotation, molecular function: protein binding. NCBI's taxonomy places the organism in Eukaryota, Metazoa, Arthropoda, Insecta, Hymenoptera, Apidae. The coding region runs from base 757 to 2757 and encodes 666 amino acids. The transcript has 5 exons. The record is from RefSeq and is a predicted model, not a curated record.
AGGAAAUUUCAUCUCAAGAUACAAAGAAAAUGGAAGAAAAAUUUAAAUCGAGAAAAGAAAAAAAAAAGAAAAAUUUCUCCAGCUAAGUUGAUUCAUCGAAAACGAUAUGUUCAUUGACAUGAACCGCGGAGGGAGCAAGCGGUCGGUGUGCAAACUGCAAGGACAUUGCACGCGAGGAGUUAUUCCUGUCCCGCAUAUAUCUACGGGAAGGGAUAAGAAGGGAAGGAAGGUGGGUGAUAAAAGGUGGCGGAAAGAAUGAAGGCAGGGGGUAAACGUGAGAGAGGAGGGACCACGAGGAUGAGACUGCGCGUGCUUUUCUCUCUUUCCUCCGCCACCCUCAGUGCCUGCCACCGAACGACGAACAGGGUUGUAAGCCGAUAUUGUCGGGCAGGCGCAUUGGAAACCGGCGACCAGCCGGGAAGGAAGAUAACAAUAAAAGAGCAUAUAUAAUCGCGCCUAAACGCACGUUAACCUCGCGGCCUGGCUGGUUGGCUGGCUGGCGCGUCGCCUCUCGAAAUGUAAGCACAAUGCGUGAGAGUAACGUGAAAGUGAAGCACGAUCGAAAGUGAAGUACAGAGAGCACGGGAAACGUGUGUGUACACCCUGAUAAAGCCUCUUCGGCACCUCUCUCUUGACCACGGCCACACGCACAUAGGGAUCUCCCCCGCCAGGUGGUGAUCCGAUAUUUCUUCGUGGAGAUAAUACGGUCGGUCCUCCCGAUUUUUUGUCGUUGUUCCGUGUAUAUCUCGAGGGAUCAUGAACAACUCGCCGCAGAAUACCGAGGUGGCCGGGCAACAACACCGUGCCGGCGUUGAGAACAGCGACGAGGAGGAAUGGAGUGGUGUCGUGGAAUGUGUAAUGUUAUUACAUCGACUCGUGUAUCGAAAGAAUGAUUUUUAUUUGCUGAAACAGCCUUCCUCGAGCAGUUUCUUGUUGCCCAUUUCGAGUUGUUUUUCGUGGUCAAGGAAAUUCUGUGGAUUGCACAACGCUGUGUUGGAGAGAUCAAAGUCAGAUCGAGUGACACGGGCGGAUGAGGACAGACGUCGUCGUACCAUCAUCGUCGAGAAGAAAAAUGGCACAUACGGUUUCACGUUACAGAGUUAUGGGAUACAUUACAAGAGGGAGCAGGAAAUCGAGAUGGUCACGUACGUUGAUUACGUGGAAUACGAUGGACCAGCGUUCAAAGCAGGAAUGCGAGAGGGUGACGUGAUACUUUCGAUAAACGGCCACGAAAUGGACAGAGCGGAUCACAAGACAUUGGUCAAUUUCAUAAAGAACUGUGAUACCAGGAUGCGAAUGGUUGUGUCGUUCGAAGACUGUGUAAGAAAGGUGGAAUUACAUAUGCGCUAUAUCGAAUUACAACGUGCUCUUCAAUCACGACUCGGUGAAUUAGAGAGACUCUGCGAGAGGGAACGGUCUAUUCUCAUGGGUCGAUGGAAAACCCAUUCACUGCCAGCACGCAAGAGAACGCCUAACAGUGUCAUUACGAGUAAUCCCAAUCAGCCAUCGCCAUCAUCGAGUUUCAAUUCUUCCACGAUUCAAUGUUGUCGGCCUGCUACGUCCACGGAACAUCUGUUACUUUAUAACGUGUUCCCAGAUGGACGACCAUGUUUAGUUCCACGGAACACCGCUUGUCUAGUAGCAGUAGGGCCUCCCCGUUCGCGAAGCGAUCACCACCACUUCCUCUCGAAGAUGUCAAGCGAAUCAGGAGUAACCGUUUCGUCGAGACAUAGCUAUCACCAGGCAAACGGGAUGAAUAGUACGCCAGCCAAAUCGAAAUCGCACAAAUCGUGUCAACAACAACAACAACAGUCUAAUACCAGCGGAGAUCCGCUUCCCCUUCAUCCUCCACCCCAGAAUAGCCUUUGCGUUGCUUGCAUCUCGAGCGCCAGUCGUCGCAGGGAACAAUCAGAUAGCGGUAGUUUGGACGCGUACGACUUAGCAAGUCCUUGCUGUGAUCCAAAUUGCGUGCCCAGUCGUAGACGUCGUGAGAAACAAAGAAGAGCGAGAAACGAACAGAAUCAUCAUCAGCAACAACAACAACAACAACAGCAGCAGCAGCAACCAGCCCAGCAUCAUCAUGUACAGCGAGAGCAAUCGCAGCAAACACAACAACAGCAACAACAUGGUGCGCACAGCUGCUCACGGACAUCGGGACACAGUCUGCAUUCUGUUACUAGUAGCGAUAUCUCGACCGCAGCCGAAAGCGUAGCCUCCUGUUCGACGAGCCUAAGCACGGAUACCCUCUACUGGGAUCCAAGCGUACAUCAACGACCACCGCCGUGCCUUCAGUAUGCUAAACCAAAGUCCUGGGACAAUCUAACUACCAAGGCGUUCGGUGGCUACGGUUUCGGAUACGGUUAUUUGGAUACAGCUACUAUAAAAACACAUAGCGCAGAGAGGCCUGGGAAAGGCACUCAUGGACGAGCAAAAACGCCUACUGGAACCGUUCAAAGGAGAACGAGUAGCGGUACUACGUAUUCGGGUAGUUCUAACAGACAUUUUCAGCCAACCAAGUCUACCGAAAGUUUGUUAAUACCACCGCCAUAUCAAAGCGAGUUAGACGCAAGUCUGAGUUGUGAAUGUCUGGAUGGUCCAGCUCCGCGGUGCAUGCCGGUGAUCCAAAUAGAGAAGCACAAUCGACAGGAGGAGGGUGGAUACAUUAUCAGUACGCACACUCAAGUUCGACAUCGUCGAUCCAGCCAUUCGGAUGGAAAAUUAAGGGCACUAAAUAAUUCCGAAGUGACGCGUCUGUAAAUCAUCCUUCUCAUUAGAAACUGUAUUCUAAUAAAAAGAUACUCGUAUAAUUAUCGUAUCAAAUUCUGGACGACGAAACAACGUGUAUCUAACGUAUAUCGUAUGUCGAACUUGUUCCGUAUUUAAACCUUUGUAUUCAGCUUUAUAUCGCAACAGUUAGUAAUUGUAUUCUCACCGAACGAUAAUGGAAUGGACCACCGUUUUUGAAACUUUUUCGAACAAAUGCGAUUGGUUACGGGUUUGAUUGACUAAACUUAUCGUUUGAUCAACGAAUGGUUUCCUAGCGAUGUUUCCGGACAAUAUGAUAAGGGAUAUCAUCGAUGUUCAUGGCGCUUUUUAAAUCUUUUUUAAAUUUUUAUCGAUAGUUGAUUCUAUGAUUGGUUGGAAACAGUUUUAAACUGUGGCAAACGUUAAUAGUAAUAUUAUCGUUAUCAUGAAAAGAAUAAAUUAUUGAAGCAUA